AAUGAAUUCGCGUACCCAUCUCCUCUCUCUCACUGGUCUCCCACAGUGAACCGCUGGACAGCUCCCGCUACGAGUAUACAGAGGCUGCAUGUCCGUUCCUAAGUCUUGGGGAUUUCUACCGCGUUACGCUUGGAGCCUUUGCGCAGAAAAAGAUGGAGAACUAACGGUUUUAGUUGUUGCUUCAUAACUUGGAAACUUAUCACCGCUGUACCUGCUUUUUGUUGCUAUUGUAUUAGGAGAUUUUUUUUUGUUGUUGUUGGGAGCAAGCAACCAGUUCCAUACGCACCACGUUAACGAACUGAUCCGUGCGUUGUGUGGUUUUUAGAGAAGAAUUGUUGUGUGAUAGUGGGACUAGUGUCGCUCAGCGGUGAAGUGCAAUCAUGGACGGAUCAUUUGGAUGUAUUUGCCUGAAAAUACUUUCGGUAUUUGUCUGGUUAUGCUAUCUCGCCGGCGAUUCAACAUCAUAUAGUGCAGAGACCUCAUCGUCAUCCCCGUCCCAGACAGGCCAGGUGUUCGUGGACUUCAGCUUGGUUCUGGAACCCCAGGACACGGUGAUAUUACGGGGCGGUGUUCUCCAGCUGGACUGUGAGGCUCAGUCAGACCAAGGUAUUCCAGUCAUCGUCUGGAAGAAGGACGGAGUGUUGCUCAGCGCCGUGGUGGACGAGAGGAGACAGCAGUUCCCUAACGGUUCUCUAGUGGUCCAGAACGUGGUUCACUCACGACACCACCGACCUGACGAGGGGUCCUACCAGUGUCUGGCAGCGCUAGAGGGAGUAGGUGCCAUUGUCAGUCGGACGGCUAAAGUCACUGUCUCUGGUCCGUUGAAGCUCGUGGUCCCUACAGAGUCAGUGUCCUCCUACCUGGGUGACACGGCUCUACUGCGCUGUGAGGUGACUGGUGAUCCCAUGCCCGUGGUACGCUGGCAGAAGAACAGAGAGGACCUGCCCCUCACCUUAACCCCAGAGAGCAGAGUGGUGGUACUGCCCUCUGGAUCGCUCCAGGUUAGCAAGGUUCAACCACCAGACUCUGCCACCUACCGCUGCCUGGCGGACAACCCUGGCAGCGCCCGCACCGGCAGUGAUGCAGACCUACGCGUGUUGCCAGAGCCUGGGACCACCAGGGGCCUUAUUUUCCUCCAGCAGCCCCAGAGAGUGACCUCCCUCCUGGGGAGAGAUGCUGUGUUGGAGUGCUCCGCUUCGGGCUUCCCCACCCCCGCCUUCCACUGGACGAGAGGAACUGAGAUUAUCCAGAGCAGGUCUAAGAAGUACUCCCUGCUGGGCGGCAGUAACCUCCUGAUCAGCAGUGUAACAGACGAUGAUUCAGGCUCCUACAGCUGCGUGGCGUUUAACAAGAACCAGAACAUCACGGCUUCCUGUGAGCUGUCCGUUCUCGUGCCACCCCAGUUCCUGAACUACCCCACCAACACGUAUUCCUAUGAGAGUACGGACAUGGAGCUGGAGUGUGCUGUAACGGGGAACCCUCCUCCUACGGUGCGCUGGAUGAAGAACGGAGAGGAGGUCAUCCCCAGUGACUACUUCCAGAUCGUUGAUGGCAGUAACCUCCAGAUCCUUGGUCUGGUGAAGUCAGAUGAAGGUUUCUAUCAGUGUGUAGCUGAGAAUGAAGCAGGGAACGCCCAGGCUAUGGCCCAACUCAUACUGAGAGAGCCAGAACCAGUAGCCAGCCCAACACCAGCUCCUCAGGUCCCUAGCCCUGAGUCCCCUACUUCUCUGACUUACUCCUCUCCUCCCCCACCAGUUGUCCCCAGCUCAGGUGUCCUCCUCCCCUCUGCUCCCCGUGACGUGGCCCCUGUCCUCGUGUCCAGCCGUUUUGUUCGCCUCAGCUGGCGCCCCCCGCAGGAGACCAGAGGAACUGUCCAGACCUACGGCAUCUACUACUCCCAGGACACGGUCAACAGGGAGAGGUCUGUGAAUGUGUCGGAGCCAGAGACCCUCCAGUUGACUGUCAGUAACCUGAAGCCAGAGGAGACCUACUCCUUCAGAGUGGUGGCCUACAACGACAACGGCCCUGGAGAGAGAUCUGAGACACUCAAACUCACCACGCCACCAGAGCUGAAGGUCCCUGGGCCGGUGGAGAACCUCCAGGUAGAGUCCAUCUCUCCCACCUCCAUCCAGGCCUCCUGGGACGCCCCGGUCUACGCCAACGGUCCCCUGCUGGGCUACAGACUGCUCUGGACCGAGAUACCCUCUCGCAAGGAACAGAGUGUGGAGGUGAACGGGCAGAGUUAUAAGAUGGAGGGACUUCAGAAGUUCACAGAGUACUCGUUAUGUGUCCUGGCGUUGAACCGCUACGGCCCUGGGAUCAGCACAGAGGACAUGAGCAUCACCACGCUUUCUGAUGUACCAAGUGGACCUCCACAGAACAUAUCCUUGGAAGUAGUUCUGUCAAGAAGCAUUAAGGUGAGCUGGCAGCCCCCUCCUCCCAACAGCCAGAACGGGUUCAUCACCGGCUACAAGCUCCGAUACCGGAAGACCGGCCGACGAGGAGACCAGGAGGCCAUCGAACCUAACAACUUCUGGUACCUGUUUACAGGCCUGGAGAAAGGUAGUCAGUACAGUUUCCAGAUAGCUGCCAUGACAGCUAACGGCACGGGCCCAGCCAGCGAGUGGUUCACCGCCGAGACGCCAGAGAAUGACCUUGAUGAGAGCCAAGUCCCGAACCAGCCGAGUUCCCUCCACGUCCGACCACUGCCCAACAGCAUCAUCAUGAGCUGGACUCCUCCCCUAAACCCCAACAUCCUAGUACGGGGUUACAUCAUUGGCUACGGAGUAGGAAGUCCCUACGCUGAGACGGUCAGGGUGGAUAGCAAGCAACGAUACUACGCCAUAGAAAACUUGGAGCCCAGUUCCCACUAUGUAAUCUCCCUAAAGGCGUUCAACAAUGCAGGAGAGGGUGUCCCCCUGUAUGAGAGUGCUGUGACCAGGUCUAUAACAGACUCCGUUGAUCCGUCAGACGACGAUCUGUUCCAUCUGUUUGAUAAAUAUCCUACUCCCAUGCCAGAUACGUCCACCCCCAUGAUCCCCCCAGUAGGUGUCCAGGCCGUGGCCCUGACCCCAGACUCUGUCAGGGUCAGUUGGGCAGACAACUCCAUGACCAAGAAUCAGAAGACCACUGAAGUCCGUUACUACUCCGUCAAAUGGAAGACCAGCUAUUCUACUAGUGGGAAGUUCAAGUCUGCAGACACUACAGCCCUCAGCCACACCGUCACUGGUCUCAAGCCCAACACCAUGUACGAGUUUGCUGUCAUGGUUACCAAGGGCCGUAAGUCCAGCACGUGGAGUAUGACCGCUCACGCUACUACGUACGAAGCAGCUCCCAGCUCCGCCCCUAAGGACCUGACGGUGAUCAGCAGGGAGGGAAGACCCAGAGCCAUCCUGAUCAGCUGGCAACCCCCCAUGGAGGCUAACGGACGAGUUGUGGGCUAUAUCCUGUACUACACCCUGGAUAAGAACAUGCCUAUAGAUGAUUGGGUAAUGGAGAGUAUCAGUGGAGAUCGUCUGACCCACCAGGUGAUGGACCUGAACCUGGACACUGUCUACUACUUCAGGAUCCAAGCUAAGAAUGCCAAGGGAGUGGGUCCCCUGUCAGACCCCAUCCACUUCAGGACUAACAAAGUGGAACACCCAGACAAGAUGGCUAACGAUCAAGGUCGCCAUGGAGACGGAAGCUACUGGCCCUCUGACAACAAUCUGAUUGAUAGGAGCAGUCUGAACGACAUUGGUCAGAUGCGUCCUCCUCACGGCAGCGUGACGCCCCAGAAGAACAGCAACCUCCUGGUCAUCAUCGUGGUCUCCGUGGGAGCCGUUACCGUGGUAGUGGUCGUCAUAGUAGCGCUCAUAUGCACCAGGCGCUCCUCCGCACAACAGAGAAAGAAGCGUGCCACUCACAGUACAGGGAAGCGGAAAGGUAGUCAGAAGGACCUGAGACCUCCAGACCUGUGGAUCCAUCAUGAGGAAAUGGAACUGAAGAACAUUGAGAAGCCUGCCAGUGCCGCCCCCUCUGGAUGUGAUUCGCCCAUCCAGGGUUCCAUCCAGGAAAUCCGGUCUCAGUCUGUCAGUCACAGCCAAUCAGAGAGUCAGAUGGGAAGCAAGAGCAGCCACUCAGGUGUGGACAAUGACGAGGCUUCCAGCUGCAUCUCUACGUUAGAGCGCUCCCUAGCUGCCCGGAGGGCAACACGUACCAAGCUAAUGAUCCCCAUGGACUCUCAGCCCAGCAACACCCCUGUUGUCAGUGCCAUCCCAGUGCCAAUUCUGGAGAGCAGUCAGUACCCUGGCAUCCUGCCCUCGCCCACCUGCGGGUACAACCAUGGUACUCUGACCACCCACCCCAAGUUCACGCUGAGACCCAUGCCCUUCCCCAGCCUCACCGUGGACCGAUGCUACGCAGCAGGUAGAACGAUGUCGACAGAGGGUUCCACUCCUCUGGGAGUGCAGCAGCAGCAGCAUAGUUUGAUUACCAGCAGUAGCAGUCAGCCAGGUGUAGGAGGAGUAGGAGGUGGAGGUGAGCUCUCUCUACCUGGCACAGAAGAGGUGGGGGCCACAUCCACCCGUACCAUCCCCACUGCCUGUGUCAGGCCAACACACCCCCUACGAAGCUUCGCCAACCCCCUCCUGCCACCACCCAUGGGCGCCAUCGACCCCAAGGUCUACACGCCUAUGAUGCCACAUUCAAGUGCCAGCCUUCCCAAGCCAACAGUAAAAACAGCAUCUCUGGGGCAAGCUGGCAAAGCCAGAUCACCACUACUACCUGUCUCCGUGCCAACAGCUCCCGAGGUGGGUGAAGAGGGACAGAAACAGCCAGAAGACUCAGCCAAUGUUUACGAACAGGACGACUUGAGUGAACAGAUGGCGAGCCUAGAGGGACUCAUGAAGCAACUCAACGCCAUCACUGGCUCGGCCUUUUAACUCCAGCAGCCCUGGCAGAGAGUCCCACCCAGACAGUCCGUCAGACCUACGCAGCAGCACAGACAGAUAGCAGUACCAGUAUUACACCAUAGGGCAGGGCACAGAGAGGGGGGUAUGGUGUCAGAACCUCAGAAACACAGAUACUUCUCAACCCCCCCCCCCAAAUACUGUAACCAACCCUUCUAACAGACCUCUAUGUUACCCUAUAAUACUAUAACUAGUAACAGACCUAUCUGUAAACCUAUAAUACUGUAACCAGUAACAGACCUCUCUGUACCCCUAUACAUACUGUAACCAGCCCCCCCUAACAGACCUCUCUGUAAUCCAAAAACAAAAAGACUAACGAUUAAGGAGAAUCUAAAAGAUAAAGAAAUUCAUUUCCAUGUUUUCCCUAGUGUUGAUUUCCUUUUAAAACAUCACCUUUUGAGUUUUCAUUUAUCAAUGUUAAUUUUGGAGGGUUUCCUUGUGCGUUACUGGUGUAUUGGAUUGAACUUUGAACUAAAGGCACAAGUGUUACAGCUGGGUUUAUAGUAUUAGACCUUAGGAUUGUUUAUUAUCUCCAGACACCAACGUUUCCCUGGACCCCUGGUUCACCAACGUUUCUCUGGACCCCUCGUUCACCAACGUUUCCCUGGACCCCUCGUUCACCAAUGUUUCUCUGGACCCCUCGUUCACCAACGUUUCCCUGGACCCCUCGUUCACCAACGUUUCCCUGGACCCCUCGUUCACCAAUGUUUCCCUGGACCCCUCGUUCACCAACGUUUCCCUGGACCCCUCGUUCACCAACGUUCCCCUGGACCCCUCGUUCACCAACAUUUCCCUGGACCCCUCGUUCACCAACAUUUCCCUGGACCCCUCGUUCACCAACGUUUCUCUGGACCCCUCGUUGCCUGGUGAUGUUGUGAGACAACAUGGGAGGUCUCACCGUAACCACACCCUUACGGUGUUGGAAUGAAACGUACACCAACUCCUUGUGAACCUGAGGCUGUCCAAAUAUGGACACCAUACACACUCUCCCUCUUCUCUUUCCUAAAACAGUGACACAGUCAGUGACCACAGCCUAGAACAUUCUACAGGCUGUGAGGAACACUGGUUAGGCCCGGUACUGGAUCAUCUCAAUACGGACUCUACAGAGCCAACUUCAGACUCUGGAAAGUUCUGGAUCCUUGUUCAGGUCCAUCUCUGUUGCUGCUCCUCAACUGAACAUCUGCCCUGGUUAUGUUGCUACCCUAUCACAACUACAGACAGCUGUUUGGUGUUUUUUUUUGUUUGUUGCCAAAACGUAGCUUUGAAAUCAUUAGAUCAACAUCAAGAAUUAUAACCACACGCUCCAGUCAAUGUAUCAAUGGUCUUGGGACGUACUGGGACUCAAGACACUAUCAAGUGGUAUUACAAGGGUCGGAAGGCUUUUGUAUGAAUAUAUGAUAUUUACUCUGGACAAUCCAUUGUUUUGGUUAAAACCACCUUAUUCACCAUCCCAACAUACAGCGUUCUGUGCAUUAAAACCGUGAGAGAUAUUUUUUGUUGUUGUUGAUUAUGGUGGCGUUGAUGCUAUUGAUGAUUCGUUAUUAUAACAGUUAAGGUUUUCAUGAGACAAACACAUGUACCUCAGUUUAUGUAAGGUUGACUGACUAAUAAUGUGAUUAACAGUGUGUUCACCAAGGGGUUUGUUUUUGAUUCUAGUGCAUGGGGGAGGGGAGGUCAUUUUUAUAUGAUAAACAAUGCAUAUUAUUCCAUAUAGUAUAUUUUUACAUCAGCAGUUCUGUCAAAGCUGCAGUACAACUAUUUUUAAACCAAUUGAUUAAACCCUACUGGCUUCUAAUCUAGUUUUACAUUAUGGGGCUGCAUGGGCUGCUAUGCAUCACUGAGGAUAGAUACUGUACAUAACCUGAAGCCUGUUAACCAAACAUGGCAUCAAUAUGUACCACUUAAGUGAUAAAUGAAUCAUUAAUCGCCAUGGAAAUAGGACAUCAAUAUUCUCAUGUUUGAAUCUGGUAACCCACGGUAACUGUGCUCCCUUUAUCAUUGGCAAGCCUCUAUUUUUUUCCCCCUCUGUAGAUGGAUUGUCCCAGAGAGAUGUAGGGUUCGCUACAUUGUCAUUCAGAACAUGUUUAGAUUAGAACGCAGGAGAUAAAGGGUCAGCUGCAUUGUCAUUCAGAACAUGUUUAGAUUAGAACGCAGGAGAUAAAGGGUUCGCUACAUUGUCAUUCAGAACAUGUUUAGAUUAGAACGCAGGAGAUAAAGGGUUAGCUACAUUGUCAUUCAGAACAUGUUUAGAUUAGAACGCAGGAGAUAAAGGGUUAGCUACAUUGUCAUUCAGAACAUGUUUAGAUUAGAACGCAGGAGAUAAAGGGUUAGCUACAUUGUCAUUCAGAACAUGUUUAGAUUAGAACGCAGGAGAUAAAGGGUUCGCUACAUUGUCAUUCAGAACAUGUUUAGAUUAGAACGCAGGAGAUAAAGGGUUCGCUACAUUGUCAUUCAGAACAUGUUUAGAUUAGAACGCAGGAGAUAAAGGGUUAGCUACAUUGUCAUUCAGAACAUGUUUAGAUUAGAACGCAGGAGAUAAAGGGUUCGCUACAUUGUCAUUCAGAACAUGUUUAGAUUAGAACGCAGGGGAUAAAGGGUUAGCUACAUUGUCAUUCAGAUCAUGUUUAGAUUAGAACGCAGGAGAUAAAGGGUUGAAUUCAUUAUACUGUAUCAAAUUUUAGGAUUCAUAUUAGGACACCGACUGGAAAUAGUAACAAUGCUGAAUAUGGUAUUGAUGUCUGUGCCAGUGAGACAUUCAAAUGGUUUAGUAUAGAGGGAAAGAAAAGUUACAGAUCAGACGACUCAUCAGAAAACAAUGUCUUUAUUUCCUCACAACAAACUCUCAAGUGUGCUCUCAUUCUACGUUGUACCAUAGGUUUUUUGUUUGGAGUUUUUCUUUCAUCUGUUUGCCCUUCAAGGAAAAUUACACAACAAAAAAAAAAAUCUAGUUUUCAAAAUCUAGAACAUUGAAACUCCAGAACAUGUCACAGUAUGAUGCGUUUAGGACACGUUCUAGAUUUUAAAGUUAUACAUUUUGAAAACUUGAUUGCUGACCUGCGAAACAUUUUAGGAUUGUUCCAACAGUGGACUAAUGAAAUACAACAUUGUUUUUGGAGUGGUAUUUUCUUUUUAAGACUUUUAAAAAAAAAUGUAAUUUAAUUUGUUGAGAAACAUCAAGACGUUCUAUGUGCCUAUACUUUUGCUUUUCCGUUCUUUAGUUUUUCUCUUCGUUGGUCACUUUAUUUGUAUGGAGAUCUGUGUGAAAAUAUGAAACGUGAUUUUUUUUUCUCUUCGCCUCGCCCUAAGUCCAGGGUAACAAAUGAGCUAUGAUGUUCUGUCGAUAUAGUCUUCUCUCUUCUGAACGACAGACAGGCAGACAGACCAUGGCUAUAUAUUUUCUUGUAUGCUGUACAUGUGUAUUACCAUGGAGAAAGGACCGCUGAAGCAAGACAACAUGAAAAAUAUAGUCAGUCCCAAAUGGAAUCCUAUUCCCUAUUUAGUGCCCUACUUGUUACUAGAGCCCUAUGGACCUUGGUCAAAAAGUAGUGCACUAUAUAGGGAAUAGGGUGCCACGUUUUGUUUUCUUCUUCUAUUGUACAGUUCCAUAGAGCAACUGAAGGACAAAUUGCUACUUAACUCAUUGACUGUGGGUGGGUGUGGGGAUGGAAAGGGUACUUUUUACGAUAAAAUGUAAUAUAUUAUUUAGAGCACACCUAACUAUUAUUUAUGAAGAACAAUGUGAUCAUUCUGGACAUGUAGUUUAGUAGUGGGGGGGGGGGAAGAAAAACGACAUUUGGAAAACCCAUUCAAGAUCUCAUUCUCAAUACUGUUAGGAAGGUGUCCAUCCCAUUUAAUGACCUCUUCCUGUUGUCAUUCUCCCAUCAGCCACUUCAUGAUUGCAGUAUCAAUAUUAGGACAGACUCGGAGUCACAAGCAGUUAGCCCUAAUUUCGAUACCGUACAGGAUAGCACGUCCUCUCAGAAACGGAAGUCACCCGUAGUUACCUUGAGUUGCAAAAUUACACAGACACCUAUCAUGUCACAACUUACCCAAACGCUCUAGAUUGUCUGGAUAUUUGAAUAACAAGUGCAUUUGAUAAACUGUUAUGGAUGAUAGGCUAUGGUUAUAACCUGUUAUGGAUGACAGGCUAUAGGUUAUAACCUGUUAUGGAUGAUAGGCUAUGGUUAUAACCUGUUAUGGAUGAUAGGCUAUAGGUUAUAACUUGUUUUGUAUGACAGGCUAUAGGUUAUAACCUGUUAUGGAUGAUAGGCUGAGGUUAUAACCUGUUAUGGAUGAUAGGUUAUAACCUGUUAUGGAUGAUAGGCUAUAGGUUAUAACCUGUUAGGGAUGAUAGGCUAUAAAUUAUAACCUUUAUGGAUUAUAGGCUAUAGGUUAUAACCUGUUAUGGAUUAUAGGCAAUGGGUUAUAACAAGUUAUGGAUGAUAGAAUAUAGGUUAUAAACUGUUAUGAAUGAUAGGCUAUAGGUUCUAAACUGUUAUGGGUUAUAGGCUAUAGGUUAUAAACUGUUAUGGAUGAUGGGCUAUAGGUUAUAACAAGUUAUGGAUGAUAGGCUAUAGGUUAUAACCUGUUAUGGAUUAUAGACUAUAGGUUAUAAACUGUUAUGGAUGAUAGGCAAUAGGUUAUAACAAGUUAUGGAUGCUAGGCUAUAGGUUAUAAACUGUUAUGGAUGAUAGGAUAUAGGUUAUAACAAGAAAGGACCACACUCUUUUUACUAACAAAGCUGUGAUGACUGUUGAGAAGGUGAAAUAUCCAGGAAGAAUAAGAAGAAGUCCUAACUAUAUGUUCUUUGAAUUCAUACUUAAAAAUUGUCAAAACAUUUUUUUUUUGAAUUGUUAACCAAAUUAGAUUUAGUGAUUGCAAUAUUAAAAGUGUACAUUUUGUUCAUUUAAAGUGAAGAAGGGAAUAAAGACAUGAUUGCGUACCUUAUUAUUAUAAAGAGUAAGAAACAUCUUCUUCUUGUCUGUUUCUACCCACAACGUUGUAUACAAUUGCUGGUUUUGUAAUGCACUGUAGAGCAAGCAGUCCACUGUUCCUUUUUUUUUUAUAUAGAAAUGGUAUUUCAAUGGUGUAUUCUUUUGUUUGAUAAAUAAAGUUUUGAUACAAAAUGCCA
This is a messenger RNA of Salmo salar (Atlantic salmon), 10080 nucleotides long. NCBI's taxonomy places the organism in Eukaryota, Metazoa, Chordata, Actinopteri, Salmoniformes, Salmonidae. The record is from RefSeq and is a predicted model, not a curated record.